Arctia plantaginis is the source of this 402-nucleotide messenger RNA. The record is from the annotation of a GenBank genome assembly. Lineage: Eukaryota; Metazoa; Arthropoda; Insecta; Lepidoptera; Erebidae.
AUGUUCUCAAAGGUUUUCGUCCUCGUGGCAGUGGUUGCUUCUCUGGAGACUGUGCUUUGCCACGGGAUCUCCUCACAAUUCAUCCACCGCCAUGAUGGUCCCGCCCAUCCAGUCCAUGUGGCUGGACACGAUCACGGUCAUUCGCAUGGACAUGCUAUUGACUAUUAUGCUUACCCUAAGUACGAAUUCGGUUAUAAAGUAGAAGACCCUCAUACCGGUGACAUCAAAUCUCAACACGAGCACCGCGACGGUGAUGUCGUCAAGGGAUACUACGCCCUACAUCAACCCGACGGCUCUGUCAGACACGUUGAAUACCAUGGUGACAAGCAUUCUGGUUUCCACGCUGAUGUAAAACACGGCACCCACCACAUCGUACCCUACCACAACAAUCACCACUACUGA